GCUAGGCCAGAAGACUGUGGACAGCGCCUAAGGAACUGCACGACGAUGAUCCGGCCCUUCCUUCACGACUUGAAGUAUAUGUUUCCAACGACGAUAGAGGACGUUGAGAAAAUGUGCAGAAUUUGGGGUAGUUUCGUUGACUGCAUUCGAUAUUACACCAAAGACUGCGCCACGGCUGACCAGCGGAGGAGAUUCAAUAACGCCGUCGGAGACUCAAUGGACACAGUUCGGGCCGUGUGCUCGUCCGAAAAAUAUCAGAAAGAAUAUCUUCAAAGCGCUACCUGCUUCCGCAAAGUUUCCGUGGAGAAAUGCGGCCCUCACUACAACGAUUUAGUGGAGGAAGUUACGAACACGGUGACCAACAACGAUAACAUCUGUUGUUCCUACACGAAGUUCAAGAGCUGCGUAAGUGAACCUCUGCUCAGACUUUGUGGAUCGCGAGCCCGCACCAUUAUGGAUCAUUCGAUGGCUUUCCUCAUACACAGGUGCUCCUCAAAAUCAUUCUCACUUUCUUACGAAUGUCCGAAAACAGGACGGGGUCGCCUCGACCCCGAUGUCGCGGUCGACGGAACUAUGCCUUCCGACGGCUCAAGUCACAUGACUGCUCAUGGAUCUCAGAACGAUCGUGAAGGGAACGGCAACGCGGAAUCGUCGACGAAUUCGGGAUCGAUCGUCAUCCAACUCGGGAUCGUCAACAAAUUCGGGAUCGUCCACAAACUCGGGAUCUUCAACAAACUCGGGAUCGUCAACGAACUCGGGAUCUUCAACCAGCUCGGGAUCGUCGACCAGGACAGGGUCAUCGCCUUCGUUCCCUCAUCCGUCGAGCAACGUUGGCCCGUUCUCAAAAUCUGCGACGGGUGUCGGCAUCGGCGGAUCCGGCGCAGACACCUCGCGUAG
This is a messenger RNA of Galendromus occidentalis (western predatory mite), 897 nucleotides long. RefSeq lists its product as uncharacterized. The coding region runs from base 46 to 897 and encodes 283 amino acids. The record is from RefSeq and is a predicted model, not a curated record. The transcript is spliced from 6 exons. Lineage: Eukaryota; Metazoa; Arthropoda; Arachnida; Mesostigmata; Phytoseiidae.